Molecule: messenger RNA, 711 nt
Organism: Fraxinus pennsylvanica
Lineage: Eukaryota; Viridiplantae; Streptophyta; Magnoliopsida; Lamiales; Oleaceae
Source: the annotation of a GenBank genome assembly
AUGACAAAUAUAAAGGAAGCAAAAAAAAGAUUGUACAAUCUUGUAUAUGAUCCUCCAAGAAACGGUCCAACCUUGUGGGAAAUUGGCAUCCCUGAUUGGACUGCUGCUGAGUACUUUGUGCCUGAUCCAAACCCGACUCUUAUGAACCAACUAUACAUUAACCAUGGCGAAAAGUUUAGGCAGUACAGUUUAUGGGAUCGCUACACAGAACUGUAUCCUGAGCAAGAUUUAGUUUAUACAGUUGGUGUCAGCAACUAUCAGACAAAUUGGUAUUUUGCUCGAGUAAACAGGAAAACAGGAAAUAAAAAUUACAUUCCUACCACAUGGAAAAUUUUAUUUGAUCUCGAUGAUAUUGAUGAGCAAGGAAAUUACACACUUCAACUGGCAUUGGCAUCGGCUACUGAUGCUGAAUUGCAGGUCCGGACGAACGAUCCAAGUACAGAAACUCCUCAUUUUUCGACAGGUCUGAUAGGUAAAGACAAUUCAAUUGCUAGGCACGGCAUUCAUGAUUCUUACUGGUUACACACUAUUACUGUACCGGGAUCCCUACUUCUCACUGGAACAAACAUAAUUUUUCUAACUCAAUCAAGAGGUGAAACCCCUUGGAGGGGAAUCAUGUACGACUAUAUUCGUCUUGAAGGGUCAUCUGAAAGCAUUGAUAAGCUAAAGCAAAAACACAGAAAUGUAUCUGUUCCAGUUAGAAAGCCCUGA